Orcinus orca (killer whale) is the source of this 17347-nucleotide messenger RNA. RefSeq names its product cat eye syndrome critical region protein 2. Lineage: Eukaryota; Metazoa; Chordata; Mammalia; Artiodactyla; Delphinidae. The transcript is spliced from 18 exons. Gene Ontology annotation, molecular function: protein binding. The record is from RefSeq and is a predicted model, not a curated record. Bases 147 to 4430 code for a protein of 1427 amino acids. Gene Ontology annotation, biological process: chromatin remodeling. Gene Ontology annotation, cellular component: CERF complex.
UGUUCCCCGCGGGCCGCGGCGACAUUGUGCGGGCUGGGCGGCCGGGCCGCGGCGCGAUGGGCCCGGGGCAGCCGCCUCGGUAGCUCGGCCGGAGCGGCGCCGGGAGCUGGCGGGCGGCGGGCGCGGAGGCGGCGGCGCUGCCGGAGAUGCGCCCCGAGGAGGGCGGCGCGGCCGGGCUGGGCGAGCUGCGCUCGUGGUGGGAAGUGCCGGCCAUCGCGCACUUCUGCUCGCUCUUCCGCACGGCGUUCAGCCUGCCGGACUUCGAGAUUGAGGAGUUAGAAGCAGCUCUUCACAGAGAUGACGUGGAGUUUAUCAGUGACCUGAUCGCCUGCCUACUUCAGGGCUGCUAUCAGCGAAGGGAUAUCACGCCUCAGACCUUCCACAGCUACCUGGAGGACAUCAUCAGCUACCGCUGGGAGCUGGAAGAAGGGAAGCCUAACCCCCUGAGGGAAGCCAGCUUCCAGGACCUGCCCCUUCGCACCCGUGUGGAAAUCCUCCACCGCCUCUGUGACUACCGGCUGGACGCAGACGAUGUCUUCGAUCUCCUCAAGGGCCUGGAUGCAGACAGUCUCCGUGUGGAACCGCUGGGUGAGGACAACUCCGGGGCCCUCUACUGGUAUUUCUAUGGGACGCGAAUGUACAAGGAGGACCCAGUGCAAGGAAAAUCCAACGGAGAGCUCUCUCUGAGCAGGGAAACUGAAGGACAAAAAAAUGUCUCAAGUGUUCCUGGGAAAACAGGGAAAAGAAGAGGAAGACCCCCAAAACGGAAAAAACUGCAGGAGGAAACUCUAGUGAGUGAAAAGCAGGAAGAAAACUCCUUAGCAUCUGAGCCGCAGACAAGAAAUGGGUCCCAGGGGCCAGGCCAAGGCUCCUGGUGGCUCCUGUGCCAGACAGAAGACGAGUGGAGACAGGUCACCGAGAGUUUCCGGGAGAGGACCUCCCUGCGAGAGCGGCAGCUCUACAAGCUCCUCAGCGAGGACUUCCUGCCCGAGAUCUGCAGCAUGAUUGCCCAGAAGGAGACCCCUGUGCUCGGCAGGAUAGAGAAACAGAAGCGCAGGGCGGAGGAGGAGGAGCGCCAGAUCCUCCUGGCGGUGCAGAAGAAGGAGCAGGAGCAGCUGCUGAAGGAGGAGAGGAAACGGGAGCUGGAGGAAAGGGUCAAGGCCGUGGAAGAACAGACGUCUGCCCCUCUGGAGCCCGACGCACCUGUGCUUUGUGUUCACGCAGAUCGCGCCAAGAGAAGGAAGCUCAGGGAAGAGAGGGCCUGGCUGCUGGCUCAGGGCAAGGCGCUCCCCCCCGAGUUGUCCCACUUGGACCCUCCCUCCCCUCCGCGGGAAGAGAAGAGGACGAGAGACCCCUUUGAGCUGGACGACGAUUUCACUGCCAUGUACAAAGUUCUGGACGUGGUGAAGGCUCACAAGGAUUCCUGGCCCUUUUUGGAACCAGUGGAUGAAUCGUAUGCCCCUAACUAUUACCAGAUUAUCAAGGUCCCCAUGGAUAUUUCAAGCAUGGAGAAGAAACUGAAUGGAGGUUUAUACUGUUCCAAGGAGGAGUUUGUGAAUGACAUGAAGACUAUGUUCAGGAACUGUCGAAAAUAUAACGGGGAAAGUAGCGAGUACACCAAGAUGUCGGACAACCUGGAGAGGUGCUUCCACCGCGCAAUGCUGAAGCAUUUUCCUGGUGAGGAUGGGGACACGGACGAAGAAUUCUGGGUCAGAGAGGAGGAGAAGCGGGAGAAGAGGCGUGGUCGGGCUGCACGCAGCCACGUGUGCACCCGCUCCCGGGACUCGGAGGCGCCUGGCCGGAAGCAGCAGCCUGCGGAGAACGGGGGGAAGUCGCUGCCCCCUGGGCGCCGCGCUGCAUCCUCUGCGGCCGGUGAGAGCCGCGGCUCUGCGCAGCCCCCUGGCGAGGUGGGCAUCCCGAGCAGCUGCAGCCUCCCUGGACCCCUGCAUUACGGUGGACCCAGCCAGGCGCCCCUCGCAAGCCAGCUGCAGGACAUUCGUCUUCCGGAUGCGAAGGGUGUGCCUCUUCUCUUCUUCUUCUUGCCUUUGCUCCGUGCCCUCCAGAGGCCAGCAGGACAGGGAACGUUUUGUCCUCUCCGAGGGUCGGAUCCUGCCACCAUCCGUGUCUCCUCUGGAGCCCCAGAGCCGCACCCCGGCGGGCCUGGACAGCAUCCCCAGCCUUUAGCAGUGCAGCCUCCAGCUGGAAUUAACCAUCACCGAGGCCCCCCUGACGAGAAGCCGGUGUGCGGGGGCCUAGCGCCCCUUGCUGACAUGGGAUCGCGUCCUGGACCCUCGCUGCUCGGGCAGAUGAGCAGCCCCAGCCAGGAGGGGACUAUGUAUCCUCCAGCUCAUUUCCAGCCAGGCUUUAUCCCUCCCAGGCACGGUGGGGCUCCGGCCCGACCCCCAGCCUUUCCUGAGAGUUCAGAAAUCCCUCCCAGCCACAUGUACCGAUCCUACAAGUACCUGAGUCGAGUACACUCUGCAGUCUGGAAUGGGAAUCACGGUGCUACAAAUCCAGGACCCUUGGGGCCAGAUGAGAAGCCCCCCAUGGUGCCAGGACCCUCUCACCAGCCUCGCACUCUGGGUCACAUGAUAGAUUCCCGAGUGAUGAGAGCACCCCUCCCCCCAAACCAGUGGCCAGAACAAUCAGGCUUCCUACCUCACGGAGUUCCUUCUUCGGGGUACAUGCGACCACCCUGUAAACCUGGUGGACAUCGGUUCCAGCCCCCUCCAGCACCAACGCAAGGUUCUCUCUUUGGAGCACCGGCCCAGGCCCUGCGGGGAAUGCAGGGCGGGGACUCCAUGCUGGACAGCCCAGAGAUGCUCGCCAUGCAGCAGCUCUCCUCGCGGGGGUGCCCGGCAGGCAUGCCUUACCGCCCCCGCCAACCCGUGCCGCCCCCUGCGCCUGGCCCUUUCCCCCCAGUGGGCGUGGCGGCCCCCAAGCCUGCCUCGGGGGACCCUGGGCGGACACAGGACAGCAGGGAAACACUGGAGCCUGAGAACGGCCGAGCAGAUCCCUUGCCUGGGCUCGAGGAGAAACCAGCCAGUGUUGGUGCUUUGGAGGGGGCGUUCCUCAAGCAGCUACCUCACCCCGCGCCCCCACUGCAGGCCGACUGUGCCAGGCGGAGCUCGCCCCAGGGAAGGGAUUCGGAUGGCCCAGAGCUCAGGCGCGAGUCCUCGGAGCCUGGAGACAGCUGCCCAGUGAGCGCGGGCAGGGGCGCCUGGCUCUCGGGGAGCGGCUUCGCAGGCCCAGCCGCCCAGGGGUGUGCCCUAGCUGACCCGGGGGCACUGCCUGAAAACGGACUGAGGGUGGAAGCCUCCCCGUGUGGGUCCGAGGGCAAGGGCAGAGCGCCACCAGAGGCCAUGCCACCCGCCGAGCCCACGUGCGCCCCCCUGUAUGCGCCUGGCCUGGAGUACCCCAGCUCCACUGCACGGUACCACGUCGGCCCAGGCCUGCAGGCUGUGGGCCCCGUGAUGGGGGGCAAGCCCUCAGCCCCGCACCCUCAGCCUUUUCCCCCUCGGGCGUUUCCGUCCCACGACCCUCAUUCUGGAGUCUUCCCCCGGUACCGCCCCCACCAGGGAAUGAGGUACCCCUACCAGCCGCCACCUCAGCCUUCCUACCAUCACUACCCGCGGACUCCUUAUUACUCGUGUCCACAGGGCUUUUCAGACUGGCAGAGACACCUCCCUGCCCCGGGAAGCCCGAGCGGGCCCCCGCCGGCUCAGCCUGCCCCUGCCAGGCCCCUCUUCCUCGAUAAGAGCGUUGGGGCUGGGCUGCAGGGCUGCGAGGCACUGAGCGCUGCCUUAACUUCCCCCGCGCGGGUGGACACCGUGGUCGCCAAGACAGCUGAUGGGCAGAAUCCCGGCCCAGAGGAGAAGCAGGAUGAGUCUAUGGAGAGGCCAGAGAGUCCCAAAGAAUUUUUAGAUCUGGACAACCACAAUGCAGCUACCAAGCGGCAGAGUUCGCUGUCAGCCAGCGAGUAUCUCUACGGAACGCCCCCUGCACCGCUGAGCUCGGGGGUGGGCUUCGGUUCGUCUGCUUGCCCCCCGCACGGGGUGAUGCUGCACGCGGGGCCUCCUUACCCGCCGCAGCGGCCGGCCGGGCAUUUCCAGCCCAGGGCUUACUCCUCCCCCACGGCUGCUCACCCACCUCACCGCCCAGUGGUGGCCCAGCCCAAUGGCCUGUCCCCCGAGUGCCCCCUCUACCGCUAUCCAGAAGAGGGCCUGGGCCACUUCCAGGCUGUGAUGAUGGAACAGAUGGGCCCUGGAAGUGGGGUGAGGGUGCCUUUCCAGGAGAUGUACAGACCGUCCGGACUGCAGAUGCACCCGGCCCAGUCCCGGCCCUCGUUCCCAAAGACGCCGGCACCAGCAGCGCCACAGGAGGGGCUGCCACCACAUAAGCCCCCAACACUUCCUCUCGAUCAGAGCUAGUCCAAGGAGGAAACAAGCCCCAGGGAAACAGAAAGCUGCAUAUGACGAGGGUGGAGAAUGGGGAGGAGGGGGGCGCAGCCCCACCCACCUCUCCCGUCAUUGGCAUCACUUCGUGCGUCCCAGAGCCUGGAUGCCCCUCCUCACCGACGCACCUGCUCGCGAGGUCCUGGGCGAGAGUGGAGACCAGAUGGGCUGGACUCUGGUGGCUUUUCCAGACCCUGAGACUCUUGUUCAGGGAAGAUCAUCCUGACCUGGGGGGGCGGUGCUGGUGGGCUGUCAUGGCAGCUGCACUCAGGUAUACGUUUGGGGAAGGGACUACUCGUGUUGGAUGUGUUUGGAGCUGGGUCCAGUUUACAGAGUUUUCAUGUUGCCUUUAAGAUGAUUUCUGUCGUUGGUGGUGAAUGUAUUGUACAUAAAGCCUGCAGGGCGGGUGGUGGGGAUGGAGUCUGGCUGGUGGGCCUGCAGCCCUGCUGACCCUCCUCUGUUUACAGCCCUGACCCACUCACAUUUGGGAGCUGGAGGAGAGGGCAGGCAAGGCCGCCGUGUUUCCUCUAACGGGCUCUUCCUGUCAGCAUGAGGGGCAGCCCCCUGGCUUGGCGCCCAGGUCCUGAUCCAACACAGCGGCGCCCCUCCUGGUUGGCCAGCUGCCCCGCCAGGUAGUUGUGAACCAGUAUCAGGCAUUUGCUCGUUAGAAGGUGAGGUGACCUGUCCCCAUCACAGGCCUGCCGGGACUGUGGUCUAGAAGACGCCACAAGCUUCCUGGCACGAAUCCCAGUUUGUGGCAGUGACUACUCAGGUUUGUAUAUGUUUAGUAUCAAUAAAGAAGCUGCACAGUUUUUAAUAGGAAAAUGUAUUCCAUAGAUUUACAGCUUGAAUUUAGGAAUAUUUCAGUAUAUAUAGUUUUUAUUCAUUUUAUGUGAAUCAUAGUAAAAUAAGUCAUGGUGAUUUAAAAUAGCUAUCAAGAGCAAGUUCUUGAAAUCACUUGUUUGUCUGUGAUAGGAAACAGUUUUACAGUAUUAAGUUACUUUAUUACAGUUUUAGAAGCCAACGACACUGGAUUCUCCCUGUUUAGCAUUCUUUGAUUUUAGCUGAGAUGCCACCAAAGUUAGGACUCACACGUUUUAAACUUUCGAAUAUCCCACAAAGGAAAAAAGAAAAAAAAAACAACUAAGGAAGAUGCCCUCAAGGUAACAGGUUUCUGUAAAGAAUAGUGUAUUUUUCAAGCAUGCCUUUGGGUUAGUAGAAAAGCUUCCAUAAAACAUUGAUUGGUUGAUUUGCACUUGUUUCUUAUAAAUUCAGCUGUGUGAGAGGCCGGGAAAACCUUGCCUCCAGUCCUAGCGUCCUUGAUGAAGCUGGAAUAAACCUGCGCUUUCAGUAGGAAAAGAAACAAGUUGGAAACAUCCCUGUUGUCCACGUGGAACCCAGGCACCAGCUCCAAACACGUGGAUGCUGACCUGCGGGGCGCACGAGGCUUGGGCAGGUUGAGCCCUGGGAACGCGGACGCCUCCCAGACACGCUGCACAGAAACACGAAUUUUUCCUUACCAGACUAAAAUUUGGCGUGCUUUUAGAUGGAGUGAGUUUGGGGGCUGUGUUCUCAUUGGAUCCUGGUUCUUGUUAGAACCCUGUCACGGGCGUGAUGUGGUUCAGGGUGGGGAGGUCAGCGUCGCCCCUUGGGAAGGAUGGGGUAGGGUUGCGGGCAGGUCCAGGUUGGCCCCCGAGCUGUGAAGGACCGUGCCCAGGACACUGUGCUUCCCCGCGUGUCUGUGCGCCAGCUGGGAGGGGAGACCACAGCUUUGUGUAGCUGGUCUGGGCCCAGAGCCUUCUCCCCGCCGGCCUUGAAGCUGCUUUGGGUGCGAGGCUGUGGGCACCCCUGCCUUGAGCCGAACCAGCCCGGGGCAGGGCCAGGAGGGACCACAGCGAUUCCGCCCUCUCCUUCCGCCUGGGGGCCUCGCAGCCUCGGGUCGCUCUGCUCCCCCCGCCGCAGCCCCUCCCCCAUCACCCGCUGCCCCAAGAGCUGUGGACAGGACAGGAGCCUCCCUUCUGGGUGAGUGGACACUGAGGGGGUGUGGAGGGAGUGGAGCCCCACGUGGAUACUGUGGUGAGCUGGCUGUGUCCCUUGGCCGGUAGGGCCGUCCCCGGCCGGGCCCCUGCGCUCCUCCCAGCUGGAACGUGGCUUGGGAGGAGGUCCCAGAGGGACCUUCCCCUGGGGCUACUGUCAGGGGCCAGGAGGACUUCACGUCCACCGCUGACCUUGGUUAGAAACUAUCUCCCCAGGACCCAGGGAAAUAAAAGAUCCAGAGAGAAAAGUAGAGCCUUUGGGGAGGUGUCUGGCCUGGGGUUUUUUCCCCUCAGAGUCUGUCCAUUUAAAAUUAGCUCUUGGCUAAAAUUUAUUACAGUAAAAACAUAAGACUAAGUAAGGACAGACACACAGGAUCCUGUUGGUAACACUUUUCUCAUCCCACCUUUUAAAAGUGGAACUAAAGCUGCUGCACCGUCUCCCUUGCAGGGGGUGGGGGUGGGGGACACACUGGCCUGUUGUCAGCAGGACGCCCUACCUGGGGUCCCGGGGGCCUCUGAACAGGAAAACUUACAUGUUGCUUGAAAGCCUUUGGCCCUCAGCCAGCCUGGCCCACAGAGCCUGGCAGCGUUCUCGUGACUGGGCUGAGACUGACUGGGCGUGAGAGGUCUGGGCUGAGACGAGACUGGGCGUCCAGGUCUCUGUCGCGCGGGUUAUCUGCUGGGUCAUCACUUGUCUUAGUUCCUGCCGGUCCGGGAGUGGGCUGCGUGCUGUCCAGGACAGCCAGCGUCACCUGGGCUGAGCUUUUUUCUCACUUUUUAAAGGAAGUUCCUAUCUACAGCUACACACUGCUCUCAAGUCCUGGUUUGAAAUUUCCCCUGAAACCCUAACCCAAUCGCCCCGAGGCAGGGACCGUCACAGAACAGCGGCAUCCAGGGCGUUCAGAGUCCAGCGGAAGGACUGGGAUGCCCACCUCAGAAAUCGGGUCGUGUGGGAGUUGGGGCGUCGGGCCGCGGCUGCUGGGGUGCGGGGUCCCCAGCCAGGGGCUGAGCCCGUGACUGGACUCUGCUGGGACACGGGCCUUCCGUGCCCUGCGUCCUCUCGCGUGAGGCUGGCCGCUCUUCAUCCCCACUGCUUUGUAGGCCCUUGCCGAGCAGUCCGUCCGCGGGCUGCCUGCACACUGGUCUCUCCCUCGUUCUGCCCUGGGGGCUGAUGUAGAAACGCCUCAAACCAGCUAGCUGACCUGUGGUUUUGAAAAGGGUAGGUGGGUUCGGGAGUGAGUUACUGAACGCUGCCCUCCCAGCUGGGGCUCGUGCCCGGCUCCCCUGCUGCAGAAGCCCGUGGGCUUUCCUGGCCAGUACUGGAAAGGGGAAUGCUAUUUAUUUUUAUAUUGUGUAUAUUUUGUCUGGUCUGCUGAUUCCCUGUUUCACUGAGAGCCACACUUACCUCAAUAGUCAGUUCUAUACUGUGUGUUGGAUAAUUUUUUAAAAGAACUUUUUCAAAAGCUUUUUGAUCCUUGGAGGUCUGUAGAUUUAUUUCCAUAUGAACUGGUUAUUUUGUAUAAAGUACAUUCUUAAAAUAGCAAGGUGAUACGUGUGAGUUGUGUGUGUCCUGUGUCACUUUCAUCAUGGGGCAAACUCCCAUCAGGACAGAGGUUUGAAUUAGGCCCCAGGGCCGUCACCUAAAAAGGCAGCCCCAUCUCAGCCCACAUGGUCCCCGCGGGCCACGCACUGGGCGGGGACGGGGUGGGGACGGGGUGGGCCCCGCACCGGUGACGGGGACUCUGCAGAGAAGCUGAGCAGUAACAAGCUGGCUGGUGGGUCCAGGCGGUGUCUGGGGAUCACACACUCUUCCCCACCAGGCCUGUGGGCCCCACCUUCUGCGCCCAGCCCAGGGCCAUCCUCACCAGCCCAGGCGCUUGCACAAACAACGCUUCACCCAAACCCAGACCACCCGUCCGGUAAGUGAAGUGUGCGCCUGCGCCUGGGCUGGAGGCUUGGAGACUAGGCGGUGCUCUCCUCCCUCCCAAUUUAGUUUUCCUUCCCAGUUCCUGGGAGGGUGUUUGUUGUUGGGGGAGGGGGAGGAGAGAUGAAGAGGAGCCGCCUGUUAUCAGUUAGCUGGAGUCUUAGGUCACAAACAUUCCUGGCCUGUUUUAUCCUUGUAAGUAAUACCUUUCAGUAGAAAUGCUACCACAGAUAGUCCCAGUUUCCAGAUCUGUUCCCCCUCAGGUUUAUCACUUUCUGGGCCGUGACCUUCAUGACCUUCAGUUGUUUGUUGUAACAUUAUCCCCAUUGAUAUAUUGGUAUAUAUUUUUGAGACUUCAGCCCUUGUCCUUUUUAAGAACUGUGUUCACAGUGCAGUCAGUCUCCCAUACAAAACACUUAUCCUAUAAAACACUAUGUCAAUCACAUUUUCUAGUUGAGUAGUUGCAUUUCCAUGUGUUUUUUUGAAACCCCCCAAAAAUGAACUUUAAAAUGGAAGUUGUUAGUAAACCCCGAAUUUGAUGUGAUGCCAGUCGGAGUGUUUGUCUUGCUUGACUCUCAGUCCCCUCAGCCUGGGCGGGGCCGGGGGCAGGUGGCCAGGACCCUGGCCUGGCCCCCUUUGCAUCCUGAUGUGUGGACCUGUGUGUGCUCGUAUGAAUACGUGCGUGUAAAGUUUGAUUUCUAACUUUUGGAUUCCCAACUGGAACCCCUCCUACUAUGACAUGAAUUCCUCACCAGAUGAAGGCCAGAAUGUUCUGACAGUUUUAGCCAGAGAUUGACUUUUUAGUAGGAACUUAGCUCUUAGCUGAAUGCCUUUAGGGUGUUUCCCAGAUUUAUCUCCUUGGGACCAAAGCAAAGUGUCUUCCACUGGUCAACUCUGUUUCAAAACCUGGUCCAUCAGAUGGUGUUAAUCUAUCCCUGUUUACAGAAUCAUUGUUUGACAUUUACACUUGUUAAGCCCCAUGGGUACCAUACCCGUGCUUACUUUAGAUAGAUGGGAGCGUGAAAAGAAAGCUGGUGGGGAAGAUUUAGGGAAAAGGAAGGAAGCCAGCCAUGAGUGAUCAAUGCGGGUUAGUCCCAAAAUACUGACAGAACUUUCCAUUUUGUUUUGUUUUUUGUUUUUUUGCGGUACACGGGCCUCUCACCGCUGCGGCCUCUCCCGCUGCGGAGCACAGGCUCCGGACGCGCAGGCUCAGCGGCCACGGCUCACGGGCCCAGCCACUCCGCGGCAUGUGGGGAUCCUCCCGGACCGGGGCACGAACCCACGUCCCCUGCAUUGGCAGGCGGACUCUCAACCACUGUGCCACCAGGGAAGCCCGGAACUUUCCAUUUUGACAUUUGGAAACAUCCAGAGGUCUUGUUAGACAGUAAUGGCUUUUGUCUCUAAACCUAUUCCUGCCAUUGGGAGGGAAGAUGUCUUAAUUUUAUAAACAAGUGGCACCUCCAGGGUGAGAUUAAUCCAGGGUCGGGCCCUUGGAGGCGACCUUCACCCUGAAACUUUGUGGAGAGGACUUUGGGAGAAAUGCCUCUGGGCCGAGUGUCCGGACUGAGUGUCCAGGCUGCCGCAGCCCACCCUGUCCCCUCCCCCAACUGCAUCCUGGAGAUCUGUCUCCUGGCCUUAUGGUUUUCCUUUGGGUUUUUAAAAGGGGAACAUAUGUGCUCCUGUUUUUGUUCCCUUUCUGCUACCAGGGUUCACUCCUUUAGUUUCCUUAGGCAAUUCUAGCAAAAAUCUUGAGUGAAAGAUGGACGGUGAUAUACUAGCCAAGGAGGCAGCUGGAAAGUCUCCCGAUUUGGCUGUUGUGUUCUGAAGCCCCACCCCCUCUGCAUCCCUGAUGUGGGUACCAAUUCAGGUGCCUUUGAGAUGUCUUCCGACUUGGAAAAGCACUGCCCGCUCCUAGCUGCUUGGGUCUGAACCUCAUUCCAGACAGCAAGUGGCAGGAUGGCGGAGCUGUUCUGGCCAAUUAAGGCUGGCUGUUAUUUUUUAGAGCCUUGCAGUUGGUUCCUUGGAGCGUGUCCACAGCUUUUGCUUUGGGGAGGAAUUGAGUCGGCAGGAGGAAGGCAAGGACGUGGCCCAGCCCCAGGAACUAAGAUGAAAACAGACUAACUCGCAGUCACCUUCUCAGUAAGUAUUUAUUAAAUCCCUUCUGUGUGCCUGGCGCUCGCGUACUUACUAACAGGACAGAAGGAAAAAUACGACUUUGUCUGCAGACUUCACAGUAAAGGGAGAAAAACAGGGCAGAAACGCUGCACGAGAGCAACAUAUGAGCAGAACGCAGUGCUGAGCUGCCAUGGUGGGUCAGGAGAGACGCCGGCGCAGGGCCAGACCCUGAGGGGCAGGGUCUCAGGCCCUCUCAGGCCUGUUCCGUUCUGUCUCCUCUGAGCCCUGUUCUGGCUUGAGUCCCUCUCUCCCCUUUCACCCCGGCUCUGCUCCCGGCCAGGCUGAACUGCAGUGAAGGUGACACAGUGCAGAAAACAGCCUCUGGAAGUGAUCCCCAAGGCGCAGGGGUGGAGCUGGCCUUGGGAGGAGUCCUGUGUGUCCCUUGGCCCAGGGAGGGGGCUCCAGUGUGGCUCUGGGCUGCAGCACUGCCCGGGGCUUCGUUAGAAGUGCGGAUUCCGGCUUCCUGUCCCAGACCUGAGAAAUCACAGCGAGCUGGGCCUCAGCCAGCACCUGUGGGCCUGAGGCAGGGUGCCGAGUGCGCGUGGCUUCAGGGCUGAUGAGCCCUUCGCCGCCCCUGCAUCCCCGGCCCUGCCCUCCUGACACCUGCCCCCGUUUGCCUGUCUCUGCUUCGAGUCCCACCCUUGGACUGGUGGGUGCUUUGGGGUCUAAACCCAGCAGACCUGCUGUCCAGUCCUUUCUGCCGUCCAUCCGUUUACUCCCCGUGGCGUCUCCCGCCGCUGCUGUUGUGAUUGAUCCAACAAAUUUUAGUGACCUUAUGUUCGGCCUUGCAAUGCCCUAGACCAGUGGUUGCCAAUCUAGGCCACCCAUUAGGGGUUUAAAAACCUGGACUUAAAAAAACCAGAUGCCUGGGCCCUCCCCACAGUUUUUCCCUGGUCUGGGGCGCAGCCUUGGCACCGGGGUUUUUCAGAGCUCUCCUGGUGACCUUUGUGCCGUCAGCAUUGCAAACCACUCCCCACAACUUGCAGCUUCGGUGUGCACAGGAAUCCUGUGAGGGCUCAUUAAGAUCAGACCCUGGACCCUGGGUUGGAACGUCCCGAGGUCCAUGGGGCCGGACUGUCCUCGCUCCACCCCCCACCCCCCGCAAGUCCUCUGACCACACCCAUCUCCUCCCCUGGGUCCCCUCCCCAUAAACGUUGCCCCAGUCUCCUCUCUUUACCUUCAUCCCAACUCAUCCCAGCUCUUCACCUGGCAUUUUUCUCCUGGCAUCUGGCUCCUCCUUCCCUUCCUGGAGGUGGGGACUGAGCUGCUGCCUUGGCCACACCUACCUCACAGCCCUCUGCUCCUUCGUGGCCCCUGGCAGUGCAUCAGCCCCUCCCGGAAGGGCCCAGGCCUGUCCCACUGCCGCAUCUCACCCCACUCCCACCCCUUCUCCUCUGGACGCCUCCUCCAGACGACCAGACUUUUUUACCUGUAACCUCAGUUGUCACUGCAGCCGACUGGCGCUUCCAUCAAUUCUGAGACGCUGAUCCCCUUUCCAAAUUCCUGUUGGACUUUGACACCCAUGUGUCCUGCUGCUGUUUGGUAAUUUUUCGUUUGCCAGUGUUUUAAAUUCCUCAAUUAGUAAACAAUUGGCAAUUUUAUUUCCAGACUUUAUUUCCUACACCUUGUAUAUUGUUUAUAAAACCCUUUCUUAACCAUUUUACUGUAAUUCACAUUAAUGUGGACACCUUCCUCCGCUCCCCAGUGCCCCCCAUUCAUGUUUAAAUGUAAUUUAAGACCUUCAUUACUCACCUCUUGUUUUGCUUCUUAUUGUAAAAUACACAUAAAUCUUACCAUUUUCACCAUUGGUAAGUGCGUGCUGCAGUUGCAUCGAGGAUACUCACAUCAUCAUGCAACCACUACACCAUCCAGCCCCAGAAGUUUUUUAUCCCAAACUGAAACUCUGUCCCCAUUACACGCUAACCCCCCACCCUUGGUAACCACUUUUACUACUCUGUGCCUGUGAUCCUGACUGAUGCGGUUUCCUCGGGUUAGUGGGAUCACGCAGCACCUGUCCUGUGUCUGGCUUAUUUCACUGAGCGCAGCGCCCUCCCAGUGCAUGCGUGUCAUAGCAGGUGCUAGAAGCUCUGCCCUUUUCAGUCCGAGUGACACUCCACUGUGUGGAUGGACGACAUCGUGUUUAUGCACCACCCGUCGAUGGGUGUUUGGGUUGUUCCCCUUUCUGGCUACUGUGAAUAAUGCUGCAGUGAACAUGGUGCACAGUUAAUGUCCGAGGCUCUGCUUUCAAAUCUGGGUGCACACCCAGGGGUGAAAGUGCUGGGUCAUAAGGUAACGCAGGUUUUAACUUCGUGUGGGGCUGCCAUCCUGUUUCCCACGGAUGCGGUACCACUUCACGUUCCCACCCACAGGGCGCCAGGCCUAGCCAGUAGCUCCAGCUCUGUCUGUAGCACCCUAGCUGGUGUGCGAUGGUGUCUCUUCUGUGGCGAUGCUUUAAGUUCAUGCCAACAGCCAGGCUUUUCUCUCUGCCCCCGUGUCCUCACCGCCGCAGCCCUCCUGAUGCCCCUCCUGCUGGUUGGGGGUUCACACAUGGCAUCUGGCCAUGCUGCUGCUUCACAGAAAGCAUUCGCAUCCCUUCCCUCCCACUGCAGGUUCUCCUGCCUCUUCCUGGAUUAUCGUAAUGUCCUUGGCCUGUGCCCUCUGGACCCAGCUUCACACCCUGUGUCAGCAUCCACUGCCACCAGGAAGGGGAGGGACAGUACCAUUAAGUGGACGCCUCGUAUGUGCCAGGUGCUGUGCCAGGUUCUCUACGUCGGAGUAUGUCUCAUAGUUGAGGAAACAGGCACAGAGAAGUUAAGUAACUUGCUUAAGGUCACACAGCUAGUGAGUGGUAAAUGAGAUCAUGCAGCUCGUAAGCAGCCUGACUGCAAAGCCUACUCUGCCCCGCUGCCCUGCGUGGUCCUCAGCAAGGCUGUGACGUGGAGACGAGACGCACUGAGUGAGAUCACUUGGCUAAAGCGGGGGGUGCUGACUUGAGCAACAAGUCCCCUGCGUCCGGAGCCGCAGCCUGACCGCUCGGGAAGCUGGUCUUUAAGACCAUCACAUUCCUCUCUAAAGCUUUCCAGCCCCUGAGUUGGAAGAAUCCUUAGGGCAGCACUGAGUUCCCAGCUCAGCUGUGAUGUUCUUCAAAGUGCAGGGACCUUGCAAACCAGCCUGCAGCGCCCUCUCCCCCUAAACGGACAGAAGGUAUCCGUGCGGAGAGAGCACCGGAACAGGCCUGCAGGCCGGUGCUGUUCGUCCUCCUCCCUGAACUCCAGGCCUCUGGGGAGGUGGGGCUGCCCCCCCCCCCCCGCCCCCUGCCCCCGAGUAAUAGCCUCUGGGGCUUCGUUCAAGCCCGCCUGUUGGAGAAACAGGAGAGGAGAUGGCUCCGGGUGAAGGGGCUGCUGUAGGCAAGUGGGGGUCUCGCAAAGCAGCCGUCCCACAGCGGGCGGGGAUCUGGCCUCUAUCGAGGGCGUAGAGAGGCAGAAGCUUCGGCUGAAGGUGGGUGACUGUCCACGUCGAGCUUAGAGUGAGGAGGAGAGGAGCUGCUUCUGCCAGACAGGAGGCUGUGGCACGGCCUCGUCUCCUUUGCUGCACGGGCACCGUACGCACGUGGAAGUGCAGUGCCCUGGGGGCUGCAGCGCCAGAGCUCCAAUCCUGGAGGCCUCCAGUAGGUGGUCAGGGCCUCGCAUGCUUGGGGAGCCAAGGGCCGUGGGAGGGGGCACAGGAUGGGGCUCGGGGCACUCCCCCAGGCCAAGCAUCUGGAUGGGAUGCCAGCCGCGGACUGUGGCUGGAGCCCUGGGUUGGGCCUGUACCUGGGUGUCAGGUGGGCCCGCAGAGGCCAAGGUGGGAGCGGCUGAAAGGGCCGAUGCGGGGAGCAGAGGCCCAAAGGACCUCUGUCCCAUCAGGGGGACAGUGAGUGGGGGGCUCAAGGGUGGCACGGUGCGGGGGUGCCAUAAGGUGGACCCCAGGCAGGGUCAGGGUCCUGGGAGCAGCAGGUUGGGUGCCGGGCGGAGGCCGGGAGCUGGCCUCUGGGCAGCAUUUCUACCCAUGAAGAGGGGCUUGUUUCCCCCCAGCCUACUGUGGACCAGUAAUUUUGUGAGAUACAGCAAAAAUGGAUUACUAGAAAAAUAGAAUUAAAAAAACAAAAGCGCACAUCUUUGUUAGAUUCUAAAACAUGAAAUUACUCAAGGUGCCAUAAUGGUUUCUCAGCACUGACCCAGUUUCUGUUUGAGUCCCCGCCCAGCAUGUGCGGGGCCCUGUUUUUCGGAGGAAGCGUGAAGGCAUAGACUGCUUGGCUUUGGGGACGGGAGGGAGAGGCCACCAGGGGCUGGGGGGUUGGGUGUUGAGUGGCAGGGAAUGACCAGAAGGCGGGGAGGAUGCUGACGGGGGAGCCGGGCAGCUCACACAGGCGGUGUGCGGAGGGAGGGGUGUUCUAGGGCACUGGGAUCCAGCGACACAGGUCCCAGGAGGGUGGGGGGCCUUGCAAGUCAAAGGGGUGAAAGGUUCUCGUGAGGGAGGCGCCUGCACCCGGGCGGCCUUGUCCCUGCAGUGCACACUGAGCCCCUGGGUGCCUCAGGCCUGCUUUCUGGAAGAAUUGCCCUUGCCUGGGGCCGGGGUGGGGGGGGGCUGCUUUUGUUCUCAGCUGAGUUCCCCCUGCACACGGCAGGCACCCAACAAGCUCUGGCAGAGCGGCAGGCACCCAACAAGCUCUGGCAGAGCGGCAGGCACCCAACAAGCUCUGGCAGAGCGGCAGGUACCCAACAAGCUCUGGCAGAGCGGCAGGCACUCGGGCCUCGGUCGCCCUGGGCUGAGCAUCUGUGCGACGUGACUCCAGGGCAGCCUGGCUGCCGGUUUUCUUUCUGCUGACUGUUGAGAAUCCACUCACCACCCACAAACCUUGCCUUCACGGCUCGAGGGCGAUGCCAGGCCAUAGCACCUGGCAUGUGGCUGGGGACGUGGGCCCGUCGUCUGGUGGAGGGGCACCUGCAGCUCCACUGGCCCUGGGAUCCGGGUGCCCUUGGUUUUUCUGGCUUCUUCUAGGUACCUCUGUUCCAGUGGGCAGUGAACCACAAUUUAUAAACGAGUAAUUUAGUUCCACAAACAGCAGGGGAUACGGCUGCAAGAUUCUCAGUUAUUUGAAUGUCUGCAUUCCGACAGGAAGGGUUUUCCGUGCGGCCCGUCGUUUCCUGCAGCUGGAAUUCAACACGUCCUCUCCACAGCUUAGCAAGCGUCUGGAAGGACGGCCAGGACACGAAUCUCCUGGCCUUAGGGCUCCUAAGGCUGCAGUCUGGCGCCGGCCCCCUCCUCUCCCCAACUCCAGGCCCGGGUCUGCGGUUGGCAGAUGCUCAGUCCCUUUGCUGAUGUCGGGGAUGAUGAAGGCUCUGGGGCCGGAGCACUGCAAACCAGUGCUAAUGACCUCGUUUGCUGAGGGAUCCUGAGGGCAGGGAUCGAGCAUCCCCCCCACCAGUCUCCUCCAGCCCUGUUCCUCCCACAGACCCAGUUUCCCAUGUUGCCAGCGCUCAGACCUGGUGCCUGCAGCCUCCCUGUCCCAGCUCCGACCCCCCCCCCCCCCGCCCACCUUCCCGUGCAGCCUGGAUCCUCUCUGUCCGCCCUCACCUCUGACCUUCGCCAUCUGCUCUCCACGCAGCGGCCGGUCGUCCCGUCACCUUGAGACUCAGCACUCUUCAGUGGACUCUUUCAGAAGAAAAGCCAAAGGCAAGAGGCCUCAGGAGGUCAGGCCUCGGCCCCGCCACCUCCGUGACUCGGUGUCCCUGCUCGCAGGGACGGCGCCUGCCCCACUGGAUGCUCUUCCCGGACACCCGCAGCCCUCGCCCUCAUGCCCUCUGGGGCCUCAGGUCGCCUUUUCCCCGUCCCGGAGUCUCCGCCUUCCCUGCUGCGUCUUUCUGGGCAGAGGCAGGUCACUGGCUGUCCCCCAGGAUUUGCUUUGGCUACCGCCUGUCUCCUUCUUCACGUGCGGCUCCUGAUAACCAGCGUUCUCGCCCGGACCUGGGGCACCCAGCGCCUAGCACUCAGUCCAUUUUUCCCGAAAGGGACAAUACACACCAAGAGAGAUGCUGAUCUCUUUUCUUCCCCAAAACAAAAUCGCUGGAGACGCUUGAGCCGUGUCGGCUGCCCGGGAACGAGGACGGGCCUUCCAGAUGCUGGGACUCCCAGCGCCAGCAUCCUCACCCGCUUUCUUCUGACCUUUUGAUCCCAAGGCCCAAGAGGUCCAGGAAGAGAGCGGACUGAGCACGUGGGCAGCUGGCACGGGUUCCCAGGCGACUGACCUCCCCCUGCUCUGGAGCCGCGGCCCUGGGAGCUUCCCGACGAUCUCCGACCAGGAUUUGAGGUGAACGGCUUCCCUUCCCGGUCCCAAGGAGAGCAUCUGUCCCCCGGUGCCCUGGACGCCAUGGAACUGGUAAUUGUUGGCCCUGCAUCUUCUCAGGCUGCAAAACUUAAGUCACAGUCUGUUUGUUGCCUCAGUUUCUGGCUUGUUUAUCAAGGUCCACUCCUGAGAAAAACGUCCUGUUAUCCUCUCUCAGGUAAUCUGCCUCCAAGGAUCUGCCUCUGCCUGAGACAGAGGGACUCUGUGCUAGGUUCCGAGGAGCCUUGUUUUCCAUUUUCAGUCUCCCAAACUCAAGGACGAGGGACCUCACGAUGUAUAUAGUGUGACUUUCUUUCCUUUUGGCCACAAUCAGAUCAUCUCAAGCUCUAACCCUGGUUCUCUUCCUUUAUCAGAAGCGUGUGUUCUUAUUGUU